Molecule: messenger RNA, 1178 nt
Organism: Pygocentrus nattereri (red-bellied piranha)
Lineage: Eukaryota; Metazoa; Chordata; Actinopteri; Characiformes; Serrasalmidae
Gene: ostn
Product: osteocrin
Exons: 5
Coding region: 220-624 (134 amino acids)
Biological process (GO): hormone-mediated signaling pathway
Molecular function (GO): signaling receptor binding
Source: RefSeq, a predicted model, not a curated record
UCAGAGAGAGAGGCUUUAGGGCAAGCAACAGUGGAAAACCUGCAGAAAUGAUGUCAGAGUGACCACGUCCACCAAUUGGAGUGGAGAUUCCCAGGGAGAGCCUAUAAAACAGUGAAAGACAACACCAGGAACAAGCAAAGGGAGGGAAACUCUGAAUGUGAGAAAUUCCAGGAACUGUCCGUCCUGUCCUGCGUGACCACGAAAGAAUUGUGACUAAAGAUGCUGGGCUGUGGUUGUGUGCUGCUUUCCUGUCUGCUGACAGUGAUGUUGUUCAACUGCAGUGUUGAAAGCCUCCACUUGACCCAGGAAAACCCAGAGUAUGUGGAGUCUGCUCCAAUGGAUAACCAUGGAGGUCAGCAUGGUCCAGUUGUGCCAAAGACUUCAAAGUCAGUCAAUCCUAAACUGCUCCUUCUGGACCAGUUGCUCAACCUGGAGAAUGAUGUCAUUGAGACCAAGAGAAAGAGAAGCUUCUCUGGCUCUAAUGCUCCACUGGACCGCCUGUCUAUCAGCACCAUGGACCCUAAGAGCAACAAGCAGAGGAAGGUGGUGGAGUUACCGAGGCGAAGGGUCACCAUUCCGAUCGAUCGGAUUGGGGUGGGGCGUCUUCCCAAUAACCGGGGUUAGACCACACCUCCAUAUAUAGGGGGUACUUGGCAAAGGAAGCCACAUGAAAAGCACUCAACUGUCACAAAUGUUUCAUUCAUUAUGUAUAACCUCCACAAUCCAAAAUCGCAAUAUUGCUACUGUCACUUCACUAUAGCUUCCCAGUCUUUGACCUUUUCCCAAACCCUGCACUCCAUCCAUCUCUGACAUUGACGCCACAUGUCCUAUUUUAAUGCAACACUUCACUAAGCAUCCUAUGUUGCAUAGCCUUCAUUAAUAGACAGCCAGCUUCUUCUCUAGAACCCUAUAAUCAGUCCAUAAUGCAAUAAGCUAGUAUUUUCAGCAUGUUCACUAUAUGGCACAUUCUUACAAAGUUGUUCUAGAAGUUUGGAUGUCAAAGGGAGAAAUAGCACAACAUUAUUUACUCAUAAUGCCUCUGCUUCAGUCCUGCCUGCUACUCAUCUUCACACUAGUACACACGUGCACACACACACCCACACAGACACAGUCUAUAUUGAUUUGACUGAAGGCAUUAUAUGUUAUGCCUUAACAUUAAACCAGAUUAAACAUGUAAA